AUGGCUUACAAGACUCAAGCAAUAAAAUGCAGCUUUCAAGAUCCUAUUCCAAUUGUUCACAAAUAUUUCCAACCUGGUGACCUGAUCAUUGGUGGCAUUACUAAGUUUGUGUUCACAACUACUGAUGCAGAAAGCUUUAAGGAAGAUCCCCAUCAUACUCUUGUUAGUGAAACUCUAGUUCUAAGUAAAUAUUAUCAGCAUAACUUGGCCAUGAUAUUUGCUGUGAAGAAGAUCAAUGAAGAUAUCCAGAUCUUACCAAAUAUAACGUUGAGCUACAAUAUCUAUGAUAGAUAUGAGGAUGCUGACUUUCAAGCCAAACUGGAAAUUUUCUCCAGUCAGAACAAAUUAUUUCCCAAUUACAAGUGUGGCAUCCUGAACAAAGCUAUAUCAGUUAUUGGGAAUAUUGAUCAAGGAAUGUUUUACAUGGAUAUUUUAGAUACUUAUAAAGUUCCACAGGAGAAGUAUGAGUGGCAAAAAAUUCAGUCUUCAGGAUCUCCAGCCAUGGCAGGACUGGAUAUUGAAAACUGGAUCACCUUCCCCAACCAGUCCUUCCAUCAACUGAAAGUUGGGAAGCUGGAUCCCUGGGCUGCAGAAGACAAAAUGUUCAGCAUUCAUGAGGAAGCCCUCACCUGGCCCAGCACUUUCAAUCAAACCUUACCUGUUUCCCUCUGUACUGAGAACUGCCUUCGUGGUUAUUUCAGGAGAAAGCAGGAGGAGAAGCCAUUUUGCUGCUAUGAUUGCCUUCCCUGUCCCAAAGGGAAAAUGUCAGAUCAGGAGGAUAUGGAUGAUUGUCUAAAAUGUGCAGAAGAUCAAUAUCCAAAUAAGAACCAAAAUUCAUGCCUUCUCAAGACAACAUCUUUCUUGUCCUAUGAAGAACCAUUGGGAAUAAGUUUAGUUACUCUGGUACUUUUCUUUUCUCUCUGCACACUUGCAGUGCUGGCAACAUUUUUGAAGUAUCAUCAUACUCCCAUUGUCAAGGCUAAUAAUCGAAAUCUCUCCUAUGUUCUACUCAUCUCCCUCCUCCUCUGCUUCCUUUGCUCACUGCAGUUCCUUGUUGUACCAGGCAAUAUAAUAUGUCUCCUCCGACAAGUUAGCUUUGGUAUUAUAUUCUCAGUGGCCGUGUCUUCUGUGCUGGCAAAAACCAUCACUGUGGUUCUGGCUUUCAUGGCCAGCAAGCCAGGAUCCAGGAUGAGGAAAUGGGUGGGAAGAGGCCUGGCCACCUCCAUUGUUCUUUCUUGUUCCCUGAUUCAAGCAGUCAUCUGUAUGGUGUGGUUGUUCACAUUUCCCCCUUUCCCUGAUAUUGACACCCUUUCAGAAAUUGAGGAAAUGAUACUGCAGUGUAAUGAAGGCUCAGAUAUUAUGUUCUACUGUGUCCUGGGAUACAUGGGCUUACUGGCAACUGCCAGUUUCACAGUAGCUUUUUUCUCCAGGAAUCUUCCCAGCAGUUUCAAUGAGACCAAAUGUCUUACAUUCAGCAUGCUGAUCUUCUGCAGUGUGUGGCUCUCUUUUGUUCCAUCCUACCUGAGCACGAAAGGUAAAUAUAUGGUGGCUGUGGAGGUUUUCUCCAUUUUGGCUUCCAGCGCUGGGCUGCUUGUCUGCAUAUAUUUCCCCAAAUGCUAUAUAAUAAUUUUUAGGCCAGAGCUAAACAGCAGGAAACAAUUAAUAAAGAGAAACUCUGUGUAA
Messenger RNA from Thamnophis sirtalis, 1683 nucleotides. The record is from RefSeq and is a predicted model, not a curated record. NCBI's taxonomy places the organism in Eukaryota, Metazoa, Chordata, Lepidosauria, Squamata, Natricidae.